Messenger RNA from Acanthopagrus latus (yellowfin seabream), 5230 nucleotides. RefSeq names its product RNA binding protein fox-1 homolog 2-like. The record is from RefSeq and is a predicted model, not a curated record. Gene Ontology annotation, molecular function: mRNA binding. The transcript is spliced from 13 exons. Gene Ontology annotation, biological process: regulation of alternative mRNA splicing, via spliceosome; nervous system development. NCBI's taxonomy places the organism in Eukaryota, Metazoa, Chordata, Actinopteri, Spariformes, Sparidae. The coding region runs from base 844 to 2235 and encodes 463 amino acids. Gene Ontology annotation, cellular component: nucleus; cytoplasm.
GCGGAGGGGGAGCUCUGUGGUGGUGGUGGAGUCGGGCAUUGAAGGAGAAGGAGACAGAGCAAACGCAGACCUCAGACCAGCCCACCUCACCUCACUGUCCUCGCUCUCUGUGCCCGGCGCACGUCGGCGAAUCUGACCGCGGAUCAGCUCCUCCGCACUACGAGUUACACCAACUGGGACUCAGACCAGAGGAAAUCGUGUUCGUCGACAGCCAAGUCCGCACGCCAAGACACAUCCAGAGCAGACCACGGCGAGGAAACGGACGGUGUGACAAGAAGGGACGGGAAUCAAGGGGAAGGCUGCGAGGAACAACAGAGGGGCUCCGAGGCAGAAACACGUUUCACGGCGAGAGGAGAGAGAGGCUGCUCCCGCUGAAGGAGAAGUAUUGCGCCUAGCUAAUUUCCAACAUUUUCUAUUAUUGGCAGCGAGAGUGUGCUCCCCGAGCUACAUUUAUAACGAGAGCUAGCGGAAUGUAAUGCUAGCAAGCUAGCUAAUGUUAGCGGGCUAAUUAGCUCGUCAGGCAUCCAAGAGUCGGACGUUUGAUCUUUAUUGAAAUAGGUCACGGCUCCGCGUCGUUUUACUUUUUGGAGGAAAAAAAGGAUUGUACUUGGCUUUGUCCUAUAUCCUGGCACGGUCAUAAUGUUCAGUCUCGAAUAGCUAACGCCAAGUUAGACAAUAAACAGUGCUGUAAGCUGCCUAUAUUGAUGAAAAUCGGCUCAACAUUAUUCGUCUUCGCUUUUUGGGGAAAAGCCUAAUCCAUUGUGAAUAUCGAGCUGUGGACAAAUCACAAGGAGAAGGCAAAGGUAGAGAAGAGACUUUUGAGUGGUGACUGUCUGCCGUCCAAUGUUAAUGUCGACCGACGUUGCAUCUAUAAUGCUACCCGUUAGUCGGGGAAUAAUGGACCGGGAAAGAGACAUUGAUACAGCAGCCGGAACCCUCGCAAACGCGGCCGGGGGUCCAGCAGCUGUCCGGGGGAUGAAGCGAGGAGACCCGGAGCCCGACGCUCAGGCAGCCGCUGCCCUGACUGACUUGGCCGGGGCGGAGUGCAAGAGACCGAGGAUAGACGGGACCGGGAGUGUUGUUGGUGACAUUGGGCAGAACAAUGAGCCUUUAAACCCCGGUUUCCAUGGAUACCCACCUCACAGUCAGGGCUCCCAGGAUUCGACAGGAGGACAGGAAGGAUUAGUGGCCCCACCCUUUUCAGCGUUCCCGCCUCCACCCCCUCCUCAAAACGGGCUACCAGGGACAGAGUUUGGCCCUGGGGCCAUGUUUGGUGCUGGGGGCCAAGUUGCAGCAGAGGUAGGGGCCAGUGCUAACGGAGCCGCCACCACAGCCACCAACAGCAGCAACAAUGGAAAGACAGAGGAGACGUCCCAAGGGGAGCCUGGUGUACAGUGCGGUACAGGAGGCACAGGAGCGGGAGGCUCUGUGGGAGACCCCUCAGAGGCCAAGGGGACCCCCAAACGCCUGCAUGUCUCAAACAUCCCCUUCCGCUUCCGGGACCCCGACCUCAGGCAAAUGUUUGGGCAAUUUGGAAAGAUUCUGGAUGUAGAAAUUAUUUUCAACGAGAGGGGUUCAAAGGGUUUUGGCUUUGUGACAUUUGAGACCAGCGCAGACGCAGAGAAAGCCAGGGAAAAGCUCCACGGCACAUUGGUGGAAGGUCGUAAGAUUGAGGUGAAUAACGCCACGGCCAGGGUGAUGACGAACAAGAAAAUGGUCAGCCCCUACCCUAAUGGAGAAGCUCUCAGCACACUGCCUUAUGCGGGGUGGAAAUUGAGUCCUAUGGUGGGGGCCGUGUACGGACCAGAGAUCUAUGCAGUGCCAGGGUUUCCCUACCCUUCUGCAGCAGCCGCAGCCACUACAGCAGCAGCAGCGUUCCGCGGCGCCCACCUCAGGGGCCGAGGUCGGCCCGUCUACAGUGCAGUGCGGGCUGCUGUGCCUCAGCCUGCCAUUCCUGCCUACCCUGGACUAGUGUUUCAGGACUCAGUCCUUAGUCCCAGAUUGCCUCAGGGAGGCUACCCUGCUGCUGCUGCUGCUGCUGCCGCCGCCUAUCGCUACGCUCAGCCCGCGGCCGUAACCGGAGCAACCGCCGCAGCUGCCGCCUACAGUGACAGUUACGGCCGGGUGUACACUACAGAUCCCUACCAUGCUUUAAGUCCAGCUGCUGCUGCUUACGGAGUCGGAGCCAUGGCCAGCUUAUACCGGGCGGGAUACAGCAGGUUUGCUCCUUACUAAAAACCACAAAUCACACCCAAGGAAUUUCCCAUCGCUCCAAAUCCCCUUUUCAAGCUCUUUGUUUGGCAGCAGCUCCCCUCCAUUUUUCUGCAGGCGGACUAUAGUGACAACUCAUGUGUUUUGUUUUUCCUCUUUUUUUCUUCUUCUUCCUCUCAUUUUUGUGGCGAGAGAGGUCAUUUUGCCACAUCAUCAACUCGAACUCUGUUUCUGUACUCUUCUGUCUGUCGCCUAAAUGGAAACGAUGACAAAACUGCCACGAGUGUGUCCCACGUAAAAAAAGCUGGAGCCUGCUACUUUGAACUACGGGGACACAAUUUGGGAUGUUUUCUUAGAAACACUACAGGAGCUGGGAGGAGAGAGACUGCUCUUCCUGUGUGAUCCUGCACACUACAAACCUUUUCUUUUUCCUACAAGUCUCUGAACUUACAGUAUAUCCACUGCCCUAUAAGACCUAAUUACACCUAUAUACACACACACGCACACACACACACACACACACACACACACACACACACACACACACACACACACACACACACUUACUGUUUUCUCUACAUUUUCCUUUAGUGCACAGAAUUAUGCCACAGCAUAUAAAAAAAAGAAAAGGUACUUUUGUUUUUAAACACUACAUUUUAACGGGGUCGUCCCUCUGGCUUAGCAUUGUUGUUUAAUGUUGAAAACAUGAAUCAAGCUCGGACUGCUCAACACAGAAGAUGUAGGAACUAUUCUUGGUAUUUUGUAAAGCUGGAAUACUGAACGUUCAGCCGGAGGGAACUCCAGAGCAUCCGACUGACAGAAACCACAAACUCUAAACAACACAGCAUGGGAAUAAGUCUCGUUUUUGUCCUUUUCCAAUAAUUUUCGCCCUCCCCCAAGUGUAAAAGGAAACACAAGAAAACUAAUGUUCAAAAAAAAGGAAACAAAAAAAGACAAGGAAACAAAAACAAGUGACUGUUUUUUUCUGCGUUACCUCAGUUUAUUCUCUCGUCUGUUUUGUUUUGAAGCUGCAUAGAAAAAUGUCCGUUACUUUCAGUGACAGAUCCUUUCACUUCUGCACAUAUUCCGUUUAUUACUGCAGCACCAAGAUGUUCAGCUUUGAGCUGACCCCGUUUGCAUGCCCAUUUUCAGAGUUCACCUCCCCCGUAAGGCUCACAGUGCUUCUUCCAAAAAAGGACUCGCUUCAUUUCUCCCUGUCUCAUGAACCGUCAGACAUUCCAGCUGUAGCUGUGAUGCAGUGAAACAACGGGUCGGAUGGACAAAGAACCCGUCGAACACAACUAGAUUUAGCAAAAAAGAACGAAAAAAGAGGCAGAUUUGAGGCGGGAACGCCCACGUGGGGAACAAAUCAUCUGCCAGUCAGCCAAAUGGGAAUCCCUCCCGGCCAAUUGAGAUGUAUUAACGCCUGCAGGCUUCAGGCAGGGCUGCUCUGUGCUCGAGCUCUGUGCGUGGAAAUGGUGUCUGAUCUUAGCUCGGCAGAGCUGUAGAUCCUAACGGAACAGCUCAGAUUAGAACACAGUCAAACGUAGAGAUAGCAGUCAUAUAAUGAAGUAAUGAGAACUGAAACACUUUCUAUUUAUAUUCAUUGUUUUUAAUGUGACAGGACGCCACACACACUGUCAGUCGGCACCAUUUUGUCAUUUUAAACCCUUCAUCACGCUCUCUGGGGCCGUUCACUCCAGAUAGUUUUAAAAUUCUCCUCACCGGACUGUCUGAAGGCAUCGAAACGACUGGCAGCCAGAAUCUUUCUAGUCCAGGUCUCUGUCCUGUAUGUAUCACAUCUCCAUAUACUCUCACUGUGUUCUUAUUGAUAUUAUUUGCCUUUUUUGGUUCCAAAGAUUUUCUGAAGAAAGCACAUUUUUGGUCCUGAUGUAUUUCUGAUUUUUGUGGUUGUUUUUUCUUUUUCUUUUUGCCUUUGUUUUAUAUAUAUAUAUAUAUAUUUUUUUUUUUUUUUUUUUUUUAUGUCUGGUGGGUUGAAGCUGUAUUUUUCAGCAGCCUGAGCAGCAGCGUCUACAAAGAGACAUUAAAAAAACGGUUGCAGCAAACAAACACUACCUUGCUCAGUUAAAUUCAGUCCACACACUAAUUUAUCGGCUUCUUUUUUUUUUUGUUUGUUUUUUUGUUUUCAGUAAACAUGCUGUAGAUGCAGAGGUGUUUGCUGCAGACAAGGGAAAUCAGAGCAGAUGGGAGUCAUGAGGGAUAUGCAGAAAGACGGAGGGGAUUCAGCAGGGCCAAAUUACAGGCGAGGUAGACGGAGGGAGACGUCCACACAAUGUCGGCCCAGCAGAGGCCACCUUUGUCUUUUUUUUUUUAACAAUGAAACAAUGUGUGGGCGGUUAGUCCAGGGAAAUCGUGGCUGGUGAUGGUGAAGGUGAGCAGCUGAGCCAUUAAUCAUUAGCUGACAGGAUAACAACGUCCCCUGCUGUCUUUUAAAAAAAAAAAAAGAAAAAAAAAAACUUUUCAGGGGGUACAGUGCGCUCAGGGUGGAGCGGACAGUGUGAGGAGGGGUAAUGUUGUUUUGUAUGAUUGUGAAAACUGUGCAGUAGGUCCAAUGAAUAUUUCUUUGACGCGCAUUACCUCUUUUGAUUAUUUUUUUUGUCUUAUUAUUCCUCACAAGUAUUAUCAGAAGUGUUGCUAUGCAUGCUUUUGUGCGAGAGGGUAAGGGUCGUCAAGUCAGAAUCUUUUUUAUUUGUGCAUGAAUUCAAAUCAUAGUGCUGGAGGAGGAAGAUUAAGGAGGAGGAGGAGGAUGGGGUGUUUACAUGGCGGGAGGAGGAAAGAGCUCGGACGUGGCGUGAUGAGAGGAGACAGGAGUGAUGAGGGGAGGAGAAGCGAGUGGGACCCACAGUCGCUUUAUGGGUCCGCUUGAAUAAUCUGGGUUAUCUGUGCUCUGUGCCUCUGUGGUCUUCGUGGUAAUCACCAGUCAUAUCAGAUGUGUAAAGUUUAAUUUGGUAUGUCCGGACCCCUGUGGUUUGCUUUUAUAAUGACAGUAGAAUUUUUU